Bipolaris zeicola 26-R-13 is the source of this 642-nucleotide messenger RNA. RefSeq lists its product as uncharacterized. Lineage: Eukaryota; Fungi; Ascomycota; Dothideomycetes; Pleosporales; Pleosporaceae. The transcript has a single exon. The coding region runs from base 1 to 642 and encodes 213 amino acids. The record is from RefSeq and is a predicted model, not a curated record.
AUGGAAGAUGCACACAUCAACAUAUUGGCGAAUUUUCCGGCUGAUCAAAUCAUUUAUUCUACCGGCCUUGACAUGUACUUUGCAAACAACGCAGGAAAAAACCACACCAUCUACGUUCAGGAUACGAAGAGAUUCAUCAGCAUGGCAUCUGUAUCACCUCUUUCCAAGCGAGGAGACGGCCCAUUUUGCCAUAGUUACCAACAUGUCUGGGUUCCUCAAAGUGGACAUUGGUAUACCAACUGGCGGCCAGCUGAGUCCAAUCCUCGUUGCCUUUAUACAGGGGACUCAGAGUCUGGAGGUUCUUUAACGAUAGACGUUUCCUUCAUCUUCUCAAUCUCAGAGUCAAUCUCUUUGGAGUGGAACGUUAUCAAAGACGUACUAGGGGCUACUGUUGGCCUGACUAUCACGGAUAGUUGGUCCAAAGCUACUCAUGUGCAAUGUUCAGUAUCAAAGAACAGCGUAGUCCAGGUUUGGUUUGAGCCGUUAGUUGCCUGGGGUUGGUUCUGGGGUGAGAACUGCCAAUCUUGUGGGCAAUUUGGAACUUCAUGUUCAUCGGGGUAUGUAAUUGGUGGCCAGACGACGCCUGUGGACCAGUAUUACAACUCGGGCUGUACAACUGGAUAUGAUAAGGUGCAAUGUUAG